Molecule: messenger RNA, 3258 nt
Organism: Strigops habroptila (Kakapo)
Lineage: Eukaryota; Metazoa; Chordata; Aves; Psittaciformes; Psittacidae
Gene: TAS1R1
Product: taste 1 receptor member 1
Exons: 8
Coding region: 552-3179 (875 amino acids)
Biological process (GO): G protein-coupled receptor signaling pathway
Cellular component (GO): membrane
Molecular function (GO): G protein-coupled receptor activity
Source: RefSeq, a predicted model, not a curated record
CCUGCGGGGAGUGGGGGAAGGCGCCGGUGAGGCGGCGGCGGCGGAGGAACCGGAGCGACGGGGCCGGUGUCCGCUCACCUGCCGCGGCGCCAGGAGCAGCACGGCGGAGCCUCCGCCGCCUCCACAGCCGCUAAGCCCGGCUCCACCGGCGGCACCAUCCCGGCGCGGGCGAAGGAGGCGGCGAAAACUCCCUCCACGCCGCCUCCGCCCGGCUCCUCCCGCGGGUCGCGCCCGGCGGGGUCUGCGGGCCGGCGUGCCGCGCCGUGCGGGGCAUGGCCGCCGCAGCUCCCUCCCCUCCUCCGGCACCGCCCCGGCACCGCCUGCUCCGUUAAGAAGCGCCGCCCGGCGCCUGGCGCCGCCCCGCAUGCCCGCUACCCGCCCUGCUGUGCCUGUGCGCGGCCGCCGCCGCCGCCGCCGCCUCCGGCAGCCGCGGUGACUACCGGCUGGCCGGGCUGUUCCAGCUGCACGGCCCGCUGCCGCCGAGCAACGCCCGGGCUUCUGGGGCACGGCUGCCGACGACACCACCGCCUUCUCCCCGCCGCAACUACUGCAUGUCCCAGAUCCUGCGCUUCGCCGUGGAGGAGAUCAACAACUCCAGCACCCUGCUCCCCAACGUCACCUUGGCCUACGACAUCCACGACGCCUGCUCGGACCUCGCAACCUCCACGCCACGCUGCUCGCCCUCGCACAGAGGGGAGGGCAGGAGAUCGAGGUGCUCUCCACCUUCUGCCGCUAUGAGCCCAGCGUGGUGGCUGUCAUCGGCCGGACAGCACCCAGCUCACCCUCACCACAGCAUCCGUGCUCGGCAUCUUCCUUGUGCCAUCGGCCUGAAGCGGUUCUACCCCUCGUUCCUGCGCACCAUUCCCAGUGACGGGCAGCAAGUGAAGGCCAUCUUCCAGCUGCUGCAGCACUUUGGGUGGACAUGGGUCGUGCUGCUGGGGCAUGCAAGUGAGCCCGGAGCUCCAGAGCCUGGUCAAAAUGCUCAUAGAAGCCAAGGUCAACGUCACCAUCGUCUUUCUCCACAGACAAAGUGCCGCUCUUUCUUUGAGGUGGUGGUCCAGAGGAACAUCACGGGCAUGGUGUGGGUGGGCUCCGAAGACUGGUUGUUAGCCCAAGCCGUCUGGCAGGUGCCUGGCAUCCAGAGCAUCGGCUCGGUGAUUGGGAUGUCGGUUGAGAAGGCAGAGUCCACGAUGCUGGAACGGUUCGUAUCGUGGAAGAUGGCAGAGGAAGGCGCUGCGGCUGGAUGUGCCGGCAGCACGGAGGCAGGUGAGGUGAUCGAAAAGAGCACCCAGCCCAACUGCACCCAGUGCUGCACCGGCUGCCGCUGGCUCGCUGCUGCCCACAGCGUGUAUGAUGCUCAGUCCUCCUUCCGCCUGUACUCGGCUGUGUACGCCGUGGCCCACGGCCUCCACGACCUGCUGGGCUGUGCCUCAGGGACAUGCAUCAAGGGCCCAGUGUAUCCCUGGAAGCUCCUACAAAAAAUCAAGCAAGUAAACUUCACCCUGUACAACAACCACAUCUCUUUUGACGCCAGUGGGGACAUUCGUAAAGGCUACGACAUCAUCAUGUGGAACUGGAGUGGCCCAAGCUGGUCUUUCGGUGUGAUAGGAACCUUCCACAUGAACGCUGACAGGCUGAGCAUCGACGAUGACAAAAUCCUGUGGCACACAGAAGAUGGCCAGGUACUGCUCUGCAUCCAGAUCUUAUUUAUUGCUUACUGCCAAGCCAGCUAUAUCCCCACCACCGCUGGUUCCGGGGUAUUUCCCCAUAGCAGGACAAAAAUGAGAACAGACAGAGGUGGUAGGGGGGUGAUUUGUGUUCUGAGUAUCAGCUUUUAUCCUUCCAGAAAACAAGCAGGGCACACAAACCACAAGGUCUCCUACUUCCACCUUGCUCCCAGCUCGGUGUGCACCGGGCCCUGCCAACCGGGGGAGAGGCGGCUGCACUGGAACCGCCACCGAUGCUGCUUCAACUGUAUGGCCUGUCCACCAGGAACCUUCCUGAACACAUCCGCUCCUGUGGGACUCAUGCCUCUCAGCCCGAGCAAUGGACUUUUGGGAAGUCCAUUGGGAGGCCUUUUGGGAAAAGAGUCCUCUCAAGACUGGGCAGCACCCAAGGGGGAAGGAAGAGGACAUGAGAAGUGCGCAGCUCUCACAGGCAGCCUGAGUGCAGGGCGCUCCACCGCGGCACAUCUCUUACCGUGGUCCGUGGUGUGCGAGGUGCCUCUGUCACUGCUCGUGUCCUCUGCAGACCCCUACAGCUGCCAGCACUGUGAGCUGGAGGAGUGGUCCCCAGAGAGGAGCGAGGUUUGCUUCAACCGCACCGUCGAGUUUCUGUCGUGGUCCGAGCCCAUGUCCUGGGCACUGCUGACCCCCACCGUGCUCCUCAUGCUGCUCAUGGCAGGGCUGGCCAUCCUCUUCGCCCUGAACGCCUCCACACCGGUGGUCAAGUCCGCGGGUGGCAACAUGUGCUUCCUCAUGCUGGGCGCUCUGGCCUGCGCCUGCAGCAGCCUCUUCGGCUACUUCGGGGAGCCCACCCGGCACAUGUGCCUGCUGCGGCACCCCCUCUAUGCCAUCAGCCUCACCAUCUUCCUGUCGUGCGUGGCAACGCGCUCCUUCCAGAUCGUCUGCAUCUUCAAGCUGAACGCGCGUUGCCCGGCUCUCUACGAGGCCUGGAUGCGGCGCCGGGGGCCGGUGCUGUUCGUCGCCGCCAACACGCUGGCGCAGGCGGUGCUGUGCCUGGCGCUGGAGGCCGCCAACCCCUCGCUGCCGCACAGGAACUACCGCAUCCGUGCGACGCGGGUGGUGCUGGAGUGCGCGCCGAGCUCCGCGGUGCGGCAGGCCACCACCGCGUACACCGUGCUGCUCAGCGCCUGCUGCUUCGCCCUCAGCUACGCGGGCAAGGACCUGCCCGCCAGCUACAAUGAGGCCAAGUGCCUCACCUGCAGCCUGCUCCUGCACCUCGCGGGCUCCGCCGUCUUCCUCUGCACCCAGGACGCCUUCUCCGGCCGGGAGCAGGGGGCGGUACAGGCGCUCAGCACGUUCUGCACGGUGGCCGCGCUGCUGGCCGGCUUCUUCCUCCCGAAGGCGUUCGUCAUCCUGCUGCGGCCGCACCGCAACACGCCCGAGCACUUCCAGGAGGCGAUCCAGAGCUACACCCGGCGCCUGGCCGCGGCUUAGACCGGCCCGGUACCGGCCCCUCCGCGGCGUCACAUCCACCGCGCCUCCCCGAACGCCACAUCCGGCGCGCUGCCAUGGC